AAAAGCGCAGAAGCGGAAGGGAAGCAGAAGCGUUCAGCGGUUGGACUUGGAAGAAGCAGCACAACCGCUGAUAAAGACAGGCUUAAAAUAUGCUUGGAUGGCUUUGUGCUGAAAAAGCAACGAUUAUGAUUGAUAUACGCUUCGCUCUCCGCCUGAAGUUGACCAGCUUCCGUGGAAAGGGGCAUUUUUCUCCUUAAGUCACACCAAGAAGAAACAUGGAAAAAUUGUACUUCGCUUGGCUUAAUGGACAAUACCAAAUACAUGGCCCAUUCUCACAACAACAGGCCCAAAUUGCCGAUAACACGGCGAAUCCUGGAGUGAAACCACAACAGAGAGCCAUUUCUUGCCAGGGUGGCCCAUCUAACAGGCAGACUGACGUUUCUUAUCAGACAGCUGGCGAACCGAGACUUUAUGUCAAUCUGCAGAACCCUUGUUGGAAUGUGCAAGGAGGACUUGCUUUCCAUGGAACCGGAUAUCAAAAUGCUACUAAUCAUUCAUUAGAUCAGCAUGGGUCUGGCCUGAGGUUAAACACGACCCCUUGUCAAGAUGGGAAGAGCCAAUUUUCUUUGCAUUACAAUCAACCAUCACCCACUCUGGACAGUAGCAUAACUUCACCUUCUCUUCAACAUAACACUAAUAAAGAGGGCUUGAAACAAGUCUUUAACCAAAGUUUAUGGAUACCUAAAUUAGUCUCUUUUACAACGGCUGCCCCACUUCAAGUCAGACAGGGUGUUUCAAAGACUGGAAAAGAAUCGUCCACUGCAAGUAACACGCACAUUGCUUCAGUCAACAAAACUCAAUAUGGACCACUCUCUCCUUCUGCCGACCCUCAAUAUUUAGUUUGCUCCAAUCCCAACACAUUUGCUCUAAAGCCCCAAUCUACUGGACAGAGUUUGCAGGGUUACAUUUUGAUUCAACCGACAAAGCAAAUUUCCUCCACGGUUUUGGCGAGUAGUCAAACAAACACCCCCAAAGCAGCAGAGUCUAGGCAUGAUGUAAUUGGGACAACUCUGCAAGGAACCACUAAUCAACAAACGACAACACAAUCAAGAAAUCAGCUGGUUACCACACAAUCAACAAAGCAUCUAAUGAAGUUACAUCCACUGCUGUCAGACUUGCUAAUGGCCCCGGGAUCAGUGAGCAAGAGUUCCCAGUCAUUACCAACAAAUAAACUAAAUGACAACUCCAUUUCUACGAGAGUCAUCGCUGUUGUGCAACCAUUGUCUCCGCAAUGCGAUAUAAUUACACCUGCAAGUAAAAGCCCCUCACCACACAACUUGAAUUUACCCAUUGUGGACGCCCAGAACAAGACUACCAAAGAGGACUGUCGGAAUCCCCCUGAAAGUGAAACUCAGCCACAGUCCAACAAAUGUCUGAGGAUGCAUGCAUCAGCUAUCAGACAUGCAGACGACACUCCAAGUAAAGCUCUGAGAGUGCAUCCGCUAGCUACCAAACUUGCAUAUGACAUGCUAAGGAAAGACCAUUGUCUUGGAUCAUGUGCUUCAAAACUGGCGACCCUUGAAACUCCAGAAAAGGAAAAGGGGACUAAUGACCAUGAUAAGAUGCCACCCGAUGCAAAGGCUAGUAUCCUCGAACUUUCCUCUUUCCCAACAACUACGUGGACCUUGAAAGAUUUAGCGUUGUUGGGUAAAGGAUUGGCGAUGCAAGGUGCACCUGCAAAUGACAAUUUACCCAAACAACUAUUCGACAUGUUUUGGGGUGGGAGUCGUGACAAUUUGGCAUGUUUUCUUAAGACAAAAUCUUGGCCUGCCUUGGUUCGUCAUGUUGAUUUAUUUUGUGCCAACUUUGUGAAAGAAGACACUGUUGUGCUGUCACAGGUAUGCCCGUCAUUUGCUGAUCAACUCAAAAACUUUCAUGUCCUGAAAGAUGGCGAGGUUUACACAGAGCUGCCCUACACAUCGUCAUGGUUGAAUACAAAUGAACAGCUGGAUGAUAUUGACAAAGAAUUUGGCCCCAAUAUUUACAGAUACGUGCCUCACAACCAGCCAGAUCCAGUUAAAAGAGUUGCCAGUGUUUCAUCACAAAAUGUUAGCAAGGUUCCCAGAUCUGUCCCUGAAAGAAGAGACAAAGAUUGUAAUGAGCUAGUCGCCAACAUUUCACCACAAAAUGUUGCAGAGGUUCCCAGAUCUGACCCUGAAACAGGAGACAAAGUUUGUAACGACCCUCUCUACUCAUUUCAAAUCCAAGUUUUGUCACCAGAAAAAGCAAAAGCCAUCUUUGAGCUUGAACGUGUUGUGAUGUCACCAAGUACAGCAAGUAGUGGUCAACCAAAGGAAGUCCCAAAUACUUUUGGUGCUGCGGAAGAUGAGCCACUUCCAGAAGUACAUGUUACAAGCAGAUCAAAACUAAAAAAUCCCCUGAAUCGUUUUUGCUGCAUUGCAAAGUGGAAAGAAAUUCUUUUUGGUUCCAAAACAUCUUCGGAUGAUAAGUGCCAUUGCAAAGAAGGUUUUACGAAGACGCAAGAACAAAUUAACUGUCCACAGUUUACAAUAGAACCUGAUCGCCAAUCUCACUCACAGGAAAGAGACAUGAAAUCUAAAAGUAAGGGGAGAAUGACCAGCAGCCUUCCGACAAUAAGUUGGCUUGAAAUAUGCAAUGAAAUCAGUGAGACCUUUGAAUUAAAUGACGAUCAAGAAACAAAUGACCUCCAUUGUCAACAGCCAAAAGGAAGCCAGGCAAAAAUGACAAGGGAAAACAAAGACUAUGUCGCCGAUUGUGAUAUUACUACCAACCAUGUUGGUGACAACGAAGAGGAUUUGAACAAAGCUCAGCUGAAACCAGCAGAAGAUUGCCUGUCAACUGACAGCCACAUCAGUGAUGACAAUUCUUGGACCGAAAAUCAAAUGGACACUAAUAUGUCAACCAACAAUGAACAGUUUGAACAAGCUUCAACGGCAUCUUCACUUGGGACAAUGUCACCUUUGGAAACAGAACAACUGAUACAAUGCAGUCCAAAGUCUGGAAAUCAGACAGAUUUCAGUAAAUCAGGAACACAUGAAACUGAUGAAAGGAAACGGAAGAGACUUGGCAAUCCUAAUAGUAUUUUUCCAUACCUGAAGAAGUUGAUGAAGAAAAACCCGGAUUCACAUGAAGUUGAUGUUUCAAAAAAUAAGGCUGUUGUUGGUUCUGAUGGUGAACCUUUAGCGUCAGACAAGUCAACUGUCAAAUUGAUGCUGUUUGGCUCUUUACCACACCAACAGCAUGCUUUAAUUAAUCAUGGAAAUGAGACGACAAAACCACCAAAGGUAGUUUUUGCAAGGAUUGACACCAAGAAAAAAUUUGGUAGAGGUGAACCAAACUCAUUUUGUUCAGCCACAAAAGGGACUCUAUCUCAAACUAAAAUACAACUCGGAACCAAAAUGAAACUAAUUACGGGCAAAGGAGAGACGUUGCGCUCUACAAAUGACAAGGAUAUUGUCGGCCAACAAAGUCGGUCUGUUAAACUUGACAAAAGAAAGAAUGAAAGUGGACCUCAAGAAGAUUUGCUCAUCCAGGACAACAUCUUGAAUUUCAAAGUUUUGCCCACCACCUUCCGCUUUGCAGAUGAAUCAACAGGCCGGGAAAAAAACACAGAGCAUUGUUCAGAUGAACCUUUUUCCGAAUCAGAAAGGAAAAGGCCCAGUAAGAAAAGCAGAGUGGAUGCUUGGAGUGCUUUUCCCGCAAAGAAGUCCCCUGUACACCAUGGUCCAGAGUCCAAGAGGUCCGGUGCCUUUGCAGAGUAUCGGAAGAAAUACAUGGAGAAGUUACACCCACCCAUCAUUCAGUAGCAGUUGAAAACACAUUAAAAUGAUUGUGAACGCGAUUCCUUUUGUUUCUGGUUUUGUACCAUGUUAAGAUGGCCAAGUCUUCAGCUUUUUUGCACAUGUGACCUUGAGGCACACUUCCUUUUUUUAUAUGUGUAAAUAUGUAUGUCCUUAUUUUUUAUAUAUAGUUUGCCAUGUUGGUAUUUUUGUUGACUUUCUUUUCCUGUAUCGGACGUGAAUAUAACCAUGUAGUUUACCAUCGUUUAACUAUGAUAGAUCAAAAGGUUUUAUUUUACUGAAUGGUUGUUCCAAUAAGAGUUGAAGUAUUCGCAACCUACACAAGUUCCAUAUUUUCCAAUUGGUUGAUUAUUUGAUUUAUUGAAUAAAUCAUGUUACUUUUUCAGAAUAAUAUGUAAAAGUUUUUAUUUAAAACUUAACAGAAACCUG
Hippocampus comes (tiger tail seahorse) is the source of this 4211-nucleotide messenger RNA. RefSeq names its product antagonist of mitotic exit network 1 homolog (S. cerevisiae) (gene amn1). Lineage: Eukaryota; Metazoa; Chordata; Actinopteri; Syngnathiformes; Syngnathidae. The transcript is spliced from 5 exons. The record is from RefSeq and is a predicted model, not a curated record. Bases 216 to 3788 code for a protein of 1190 amino acids.